Molecule: messenger RNA, 1009 nt
Organism: Chara braunii
Lineage: Eukaryota; Viridiplantae; Streptophyta; Charophyceae; Charales; Characeae
Source: the annotation of a GenBank genome assembly
ACAAAGAAGAGCGACUAAAGAAAGAGAAUAAGAAGCGGGAGCAAGAGAUUGAGGAACAACGCAAACGAGAGGAGUUGGAGCAACAAGCCAGGGAGUGACGAGCUAGGAAAAAGGAAGAGAAGAAGAAGAAGGAGGCAGAGGAUAGAGUUGUCAUGCUGAAGGGGAUGUGCAUGGAGAUGAAAUUGCAUAUGAGCGCCAUGAGCGAAGGAGUGCACGACCAGUUGCUGCAGACAAUGCUAUCAGAGGAGGCUAAAGGGAAGGCGAAGGUGCCAGACUACGAAUCGGACGACUCCGCCGGCGGCUCCGAUGAUAGCGAGAUUGAAACCCUUAGCGAGCAAGAAGAACGACUGAUCAUCCACGAGAAACACAAGCGAGGAGCUGAUGAAACCGUGGGGGGCAGCCCGCCUGUAACGACCCCCGCUAAGAGAUCUGCCAAGAGGGGAGGGAUGGAUCCGAAGAAGCUGAUGCCGAUCUGCCGCCACCAAUCGUUGAAAAAGUCGUCCCUGAGGAAGCGGACACCGGCAUCAGCGACGCUGACCAGACGACGGAAGAUCCCAGCAUCACCAAGUGUGAUGGGAAAACUGAAGUACGUUCAGGAGAAUCUGCGGGAACUAGGCGCGCUUAAUAUGGAGGAGUUAAAGACGAUGUGUCGUGGUGAGGAUGUCACUGUCGAAGGAAAGAAGAUGGACAUCAUUCUUGCGAUUACAGAGAAACGCGCCCAUACUGCCUAUGGUACCGAUGAGGACGAAGGUGUUUAGAGGACUGUGGAAGCCGAGGAUGAAAAAAAAUCGGCCAAUGAGUUUGGGGAUGAUAAGGAGAGUGAAGCAUGAAGAAACAACGACUACUGGAGGCUUUGUAGGGCCUUGGUGAUUGAGAGAAGGAGAGGAUUAUAUGAUGAAGCAGUUGAAAUAAUCUACCGUCUUAUCAUUGUGAUACUGGCAUUGAGGAACCAGAUCAGAUGGCUCACGAAGUGUGUUGACACAUGGAUUAGGUUGUAUCAGCAGAACGG